AGGCAAAGGAAGGCCCAAACCAAGAAAAGAAGCAGGCCUCCCAUGGCGGCCAUGUUUCUCUCUGCGGUUUCAACUCUCUGUCUCGCUCUACAUUUUAUUGAGUCGAUACGGUUUCUUCCAAAGCCAAAGCCAAAGCCAAAGCCGAAGGCAGACCCAUUGAGCUCAGCUCCACCGACCCUUUCUUCUGCCCUCCCCAUUCCAAAACCCAAAUCCCACACAUCAUCGGUUCCAAUAAAUUUUUUUAUGAAUUUAGACCCUUCACACUUCAUCUUCUCAACUCCUUCCUUUUCCCCUUUCUUUAUCUUCCUCCAUUAUUGCUCUCUCCCAAAUUUCCCUUCCUCUUCCUCUUCUUACUGUUCUUACUUCUGUUUUUUUCUUUCUGGGGUUGCUUCAUCUUUGAGAAUCUUGCCUUCGAUCAUCGGUCAGUUACACACUCUCCUUCGGCAAUUCCUUGUUUAUAGAUAUAUAUGGGCUGAGGUAAACCUUUCAUGGGAGGUGUGGAGGAUGAAGAACCAGCCUUGAAACGCAUGAAAGUAUCCUCGAGAAAAUUAAGAGGUCUUUCCAAUGGCUCAUCCAUUGCAGAGCAUUUAGGGGAUUCUUCCAGGGAUUUGAUGGCUCGUCCCCUACCAUCUGAAGGAGAUAAUGACGAAGUUAUUGGUUCGAAAGGAGUUAUCAGAAGAGAUGAAUUUGUGAGAAUAAUUGCUAAUGCACUGUAUUCUCUUGGUUACAAGAAGAGCAGUGCUCGUCUCGAGGAAGAGUCUGGAAUACCUUUGCAUUCUUCUACUGUAAAUAUAUUUAUGCAGCACAUUCUUGAUGGAAAUUGGGAUGAAAGCAUUUAUACCUUACAUAAAAUUGGUCUAUCAAAUGAAAGCAUUAUCAAAUCUGCCUCAUUUUUGAUACUAGAGCAGAAAUAUUUGGAGCUUUUGCAAAUUGAUAAGGUCAUGGAAGCUUUGAAGACGUUGAGGAUGGAGAUUGCUCCCCUUUCUAUUAACAAUAAUAGAAUACGCGAACUUUCGUCCUUCAUCGUGUCUCCUUCACUGAGUGGUAUAAUUGAUUCACCCUGCGGAGAGAAUUUGAGAGCAAAAUCUCGGACAAAAUUGCUCGAUGAAUUGCAGAAGCUUCUUCCACCGACAGUUAUGAUACCUGAAAAUAGGUUGGAACAUUUAGUUGAACAGGCUCUUUUGUUGCAACGAGAUGCUUGUGUCUUCCACAACUCUUCAGAUCAAGAUAUGUCAUUGUAUACGGAUCAUGAUUGCGGGAAAAGUCAGAUACCUUCACAAACUUUGCAGGUAUUACAAGCACAUAGUGAUGAAAUUUGGUAUUUGCAAUUUUCUCAUAAUGGGAAGUACUUAGCUUCAUCUUCUAGUGAUCUAUCUGCAAUCAUAUGGGAGGUUAACUCAAAUGGUAAGGUGUCUCUAAAGCAUAGACUAUCUGGCCACCAGACACCUGUCUCCUUGGUUUCAUGGAGUCCCGACGAUUGUCAGCUGCUAACCUGUGGGGUGGAGGAGGCUAUUAAGCGGUGGGAUGUUUCUUCCGGUGAGUGCCUCCAUGUUUAUGAAAAGGCUGGAUUUGGAUUGGUUUCUUGUGGAUGGUUUCCUGAUGGAAAGUCUAUACUUGCUGGUAUUGACGACAAGAGUAUAUGUAUGUGGGAUUUAGAUGGUAAGGAGUUGGAUUCUUGGAAAGGGCAACGGAUUUUGAAGAUAUCGGAUUUAGAAAUUACGGGUGAUGGGAAGAAAAUUAUUACUAUAUGUAGAGAAACUGCAAUUGUGCUUCUUGAUAGGGAGGCAAAAAUUGAUAGAUGGAUUGAAGAGGAUCAAGUAAUAACUUCUUUUCGGCUGUCCAAAGAUAAUAAAUUCUUGCUGGUUAAUCUUGUGAAUCAAGAAAUCCAUCUAUGGAGUUUAGUAGGUGAACCCGAUCUCAUAUCUAAGUAUAAAGGUCAUAAGCGCACUCGGUUUGUUAUUCGGUCCUGUUUAGGAGGACUCGAGGAAGCUUUUAUUGCAAGUGGUAGUGAGGACUCACAGGUAUACAUAUGGCACAGAGAAUCCAGGGAGCUUAUAGAAGCGUUGCCUGGUCACUCUGGUUCGGUUAAUUGUGUGAGCUGGAACCCUACAAACCCGCACAUGCUCGCAUCGGCUAGCGAUGACCGUACGAUUAGAAUAUGGGGCUUAAAAGGACUAAAUGUAAAACGCAAGAAUGCAUACAGCAACGGCGUCGUCCAUUAUUGCAACGGUGGAACUUAAAGAGAAGGCUUACCGCUGUCCCGGGUUAUUAUUCUUUUCUUCCCUCUCUGACUGUUGCUCCUGUAAAUACAUACAAUCACUCUUCUAAGUUAAGAUUCAUGUUAAAUGUGAAUUAUGAAGUUUAUUUCUAAAAUGAAUAAGUUAUUUCAACGGCU
This is a messenger RNA of Momordica charantia (bitter melon), 2395 nucleotides long. RefSeq names its product WD repeat-containing protein 26 homolog. The record is from RefSeq and is a predicted model, not a curated record. Gene Ontology annotation, molecular function: protein binding. Lineage: Eukaryota; Viridiplantae; Streptophyta; Magnoliopsida; Cucurbitales; Cucurbitaceae.